Molecule: messenger RNA, 1140 nt
Organism: Eufriesea mexicana
Lineage: Eukaryota; Metazoa; Arthropoda; Insecta; Hymenoptera; Apidae
Product: venom acid phosphatase Acph-1
Exons: 6
Coding region: 1-1140 (379 amino acids)
Biological process (GO): dephosphorylation
Molecular function (GO): phosphatase activity
Source: RefSeq, a predicted model, not a curated record
AUGGCAAGUACAAAAGUUUGUGCGCAAAUAACUCUGUUCUUAAAUCUACUUGUGUGGUUAACGACAGCUAAGUAUCAACUGGAAUCAGUGCAAAUUGUGUUUAGACAUGGCGACCGAACACCGACUAAAGAGGAGCUGUAUCCUAAAGCAGAACACAAUCCUAUUUACGAUACACUUGGUUAUGGUCAGUUAACCGAGGCAGGAAAAAUAAGAGAAUUUCGCCUCGGAAUGAUGUUAAGACAACGGUAUAGUACUUUCUUAGGUGGUAGUCAUCACUAUGGUGACGUUUUUGCCCGCAGUACGGACACCGAUCGAACGAAGAUGUCCUUGCAAUUAGUUUUGGGUGGUAUAUAUCCUCCAGGACUGAACGAAUUGGGCCAAUUGCAAUUGUCUCCGAUAUCGAUUCAAUUCACGCCAUUCAUUGUAGACUCAUUACUGUUUCCAGUAUAUUGCCCAACGUACCAAACCGAAUGGAAGAAAACGAGAGAUUCAUUUGCAGUUCAUGUAAUAAAAAAAAAAUACAAAGAUCUUCUCGAUUAUCUCGCUGAACACACCGGUCUAGACAUGACAACGAGUCCAACUUUUGCGACUUAUCAGCUGUAUCACUAUAUAACGUCACAGGGCAGUAUAAAUGUUACUCUUCCUGAAUGGGCAACCAAAGAUGUUCAAAGCAAAAUAGAAAAAAUUACAGCAUUAGAAUAUAUGCUACAAUCACAUACCAAGUUAAUGAAACGACUAAAUGGAGGGUUUUUAGUGAAGGAAUUUAUAAAAAAUAUGAAUUUCAAAGGAAACACAACUCAGCCAAAGAUCUAUAUAUACAGCGGACAUGAAAUAAAUAUAGCAGCAUUUGCCAAAGCACAUGAUUUUAUUGAACCAAUACUACCUGCCUAUGGAUCUGCAAUAAUAGUUGAAAAAUUGCGAAGUAGCAAUGGUAAAAUAUAUAUUCAAAUGCUGCUUUGGACUGGUGUUACUGAGAAAUUAAUUACUUACGUAAUUCCUAACUGUGGUAUAAUAUGCUCAUAUGAUAAAUAUAUAAGACUUAUGCAAGAUGUAAUUCCUUCUGAUGAAGAAUCAAACUGCUUAUGGAAUAAUACAUCAAAGGAACAUCUACAUAUGUAUUAUAAUGAGAAAUUAAACUGA